AUUUCGUUGGAAUCUCAUAAGCAUUCAUAAGUUUCCUUCAUCACGUGCCCCACUUGCUGGAAUUUUACGAAAAGAUUUCGGCUUCUGAUUCACCGUCUCCCUCACCAAAUCCGUCCAAGAACUGAAGCCAUCACCACCUCCUCUCGCAACCAUUUAGCUCCCCAUCAGAGUCAAACUCGGACAUCAAAAACAUGCUCCCAACCCCUUGCACGUCCCAUGUUCCAUACACACGCGUCUACGAGCCAGCCGAAGACUCCUUCCUGCUACUAGACACGCUCUCUUCAAAGAGCGAAACCGACUUUCUCGCAUCCCGCUUUCCCCCUGUCAGCAGUAGUCCCCCACCCCUAACCCUAGAAAUCGGCCCGGGCUCAGGGGUCGUCCUCGCCUUCCUCACUGCGCACGCCCAGACCCUCUUCUCACGGCGCGACAUUCUCACUCUUGGCAUCGACGUCAACGGCUUCGCUUGCUCCGCGACGGCCGCAACCGUGGCCAAGGCCGUCGCCACCACAGAGCAGCAACAAGCCCGCCACCAGCAGCAAAACCACGCGGAUGGCAAGGACGACGGUGCCGGCAUCUUUCUAGGAGCCGUGCAGGGCGAUCUGGCAGGCGCCGUGCGGCCUGGGGCGGUGGACGUGCUCGUGUUCAACCCGCCGUACGUGCCGACGGCCGAGAUGCCGGCCGUACUCCCGCCGCCUGCGCCAGCAUCGACGACGACGAUGCCGCCACAAGAAGAAGAAACGGCGUUUGAGCGAGACUCGCGGCUGUUGGCGCUCUCCUACGCCGGGGGCAGAGACGGGAUGGAGACGACGGCGCGGCUGAUCGAGGCUUUGCCCGAAGUCUUGUCGGACAGGGGCUGCGCGUACCUGCUGCUGUGCGCGCAGAAUAAGCCCGAGCAGGUCAAGGAGAGGAUUAGGGCAUUGCCUGGAGGGGGGGCAGGAGGGUGGAGAGCCGAAACGGUUGGUACGAGCGGGAAGCAAGCGGGCUGGGAAAAGUUGCAGAUUGUCAGGAUAUGGCGUGAUUCGUGA
Messenger RNA from Canariomyces notabilis, 1025 nucleotides. RefSeq lists its product as uncharacterized. NCBI's taxonomy places the organism in Eukaryota, Fungi, Ascomycota, Sordariomycetes, Sordariales, Chaetomiaceae. Gene Ontology annotation, molecular function: protein methyltransferase activity; nucleic acid binding; S-adenosylmethionine-dependent methyltransferase activity. Gene Ontology annotation, biological process: methylation. The record is from RefSeq and is a predicted model, not a curated record. Bases 192 to 1025 code for a protein of 277 amino acids. The transcript has a single exon. Gene Ontology annotation, cellular component: eRF1 methyltransferase complex.